AAAUUUUUAUUCACUUUUUUCUAAAUUAAACCAUUACAUGUAAGGAUAAGUAACAUUUUUGUAGGGGGAAAAAAAACUUUUCCAGAAAAUAGAGUGACAUUGUUUUCUAUUUGCAAAUCUUUAAUGUCUGGCUUCAUGGAAGACAGCUGACUUCUCAAAGCAGCUUCCACAUUCAGUCUCUUGUGAUACGUUGUUUCAUUUGAAAUAUGAAAAGAAAACCACAGGUAUGUAUGUGGUGUAAUAGGAAUACCUGAUAGCCUUUUUAGAUCAUUGAGUGUGUUCUGCUUUGAUAUUACAACAAAGAUCAACAAAUAGUAGCUUCUUAAAGGUAGUUUGCAACAUGGCAGCUGAAACCAUACCUGUCAGUUUUUUUAUACUCCAUUACAUUAAAAUCCAUUGGUCUGUUUAUACGUCAAUGAAUCUUUUACCCAUGCAUGAUUGGUAACAUUUGGAAAGUUACAUGUUGGAAAGUUUCCAACAGAUUGGAAAGUAUUGGUUCACUGAGUUUGCAAAUGUUGGUACAUUUUAUUAUAUAAUAUCCAAAAAAAAAAAAAUCUGUUAAUGUCACUGCGUUACUUCUGAUAAUCAUCGGUCGUUAAGUGACUGAAAGAUAUUAAGUUCACAGAGCAGGAUGUAAGUUUUCCAAAAUUCUUGAAGUGAUAGGCACACCUUUGCUCAUUUUUGAGAAAAUUUGUCAGGUAUACAUGUGGGAAUAACUAGAGUUUGUCAGUCAUUCUUUCAAGUAAAACAGUGUUGCUCCUUGAAGACAGUGGCUAGCUCCUCUUGUAACUCAUCAUACAAAUGCUUUUCAGUGAGGUAACCAUUGUGUUUCAGUAUGCCCCAGAAGUGCUUUAUACACACCUCCAUUUUGUCCCACAGAAUAUUUAAAAGACGUGUACUCAAAGGUCAAGAUUUAAUAAAGUUAAUAACUUUUUAUUGCUUCAUUAAGGAUGAAUCCAGAGUGGUUGAUCUUUCAACAGAUGAAGAGCGUGAAACACCUCAUUCCUCAAAAAGUAAGGAUGAUCAGGGUUCAUCAUCCAACAACUCUAGCUCUUUGGAAGAAGAAUUUUCAUCAAUAGUAAAUAUCCCUGAUUCAGCUUUUAUUCAGGCAGCCCGCAGAAAACGUGAAUUGGCCAGGGCCCAAGAUGACUAUAUCUCUUUGGAUGUAAAACAUACCUCUACCAUCACUGGGAUGAAGAAAAACAGUGAUGAAGAUUCUGAGAGUGAGCCUGAUGACCAUGAAAAGAGAAUACCAUUUACCCCAAAGCCUCAAACCCUUAAACAAAGAAUGGCUGAAGAAACAACACCCAGAAAUGAAGAAACAAGUGAAGAAAGUCAGGAAGAUGAAAAUCAAGAUAUUUGGGAACAGCAGCAAAUGAGGAAAGCAGUUAAAAUCACAGAGGGACCAGGCCUGGAUCUUUCCUACAGCAGUGAACUUCAAACAGUAAAGAAGUUUGAUACUUCGAUUUCAUUACCACCAGUAAAUUUAGAAAUUAUAAAGAAGCAAUUAAAUACUAGAUUAACAUUGCUACAGGAUACUCACCGCUCACACCUGAGGGAAUAUGAAAAAUAUAUACAAGAUGUCAAGAGUUCAAAGAGUACCAUCCAGAACCUAGAGAAUUCAUCAAAUCAAGCUCUAAAUUUUAAAUUCUAUAAAAGCAUGAAAAUUUAUGUGGAAAAUUUAAUUGACUGUCUUAAUGAAAAGAUUAUCAGCAUCCAAGAAAUAGAAUCAUCCAUGCAUGCACUCCUUUUAAAACAAGCCAUGACCUUUGUGAAACGCAGGCAAGAUGAAUUAAAACAUGAAUCAACGUAUUUACAGCAGUUAUCACGCAGAGCUGAGACAUCAACAAAUGAAAGCUUGGCUGUAGAUGAAAAAACUCAAUGGAUUUUAGAAGAGAUUGAAUCUCGAAGGUCACGAAGAAGACAAGCUAGGGCACUUUCUGGGAAUUGUGAUCAUCAGGAAGGGACAUCUAGUGAUGAUGAACUGUCUUCAGCAGACAUGAAUGACUUCCAAAAAACCCAAGGUGACAUUUCACAGGAUCAUAAGAAGAUUUUUGAAGAUGUACAUGAUGAUUUUUGUAAUAUCCAGCAUAUUUUGCUGAAAUUUCAACAAUGGCGAGAAAAGUAUCCUGAUUCUUAUUAUGAAGCUUUCAUUAGUUUGUGGAUACCGAAGCUUUUAAAUCCCCUAAUCCGAGUUCAGUUGAUUGAUUGGAAUCCUCUUAAGUUUGAUGCCAUAGGUUUAAAACAGAUGCCGUGGUUCACAUCUAUAGAAGAAUUUAUGGCUAGCAGUAUGGAAGAUUCAAAGAAGGAAGAUAGUUCUGAUAAAAUCUUGUCUACUGUCAUCAACAAAACACUUAUUCCUCGACUUACAGACUUUGUAGAAUUCAUUUGGGAUCCCUUGUCGACCUCACAGACUACAAGUUUAAUAACACACUGCAGAGUGAUUCUUGAAGAACUUUCCACUUGUGCAAAUGAAGUUAGUAAAGGCAAACAGGAUUUACUUAAAUCCGUUGUUGUGAGAAUGAAGAAAGCAAUAGAAGAUGAUGUUUUUAUUCCUCUGUAUCCAAAGAGGACUGUAGAAAACAAAACAUCACCACAUUCCAAGUUCCAAGAAAGGCAGUUCUGGUCAGGUGUAAAGCUCUUCCACAAUAUUCUUCUUUGGAAUGGACUCCUCCCAGAUGACACCUUGCAAGAACUAGGACUAGGGAAGCUGCUAAAUCGUUACCUUAUUAUAGCUCUUCUUAAUGCCAUACCUGGGCCAGAUGUUGUUAAAAAGUGCGACCAGAUAGCAGCAUAUUUACCAGAAAAAUGGUUCCAAAACUCUGCCAUGAGAACGUCUAUUCCCCAGCUAGAAAACUUCAUCCAGUUUUUGUUGCAGUGUGCACAUAAAUUAUCUAGAAGUGAAUUCAGGGAUGAAGUCAAAGAAAUAAUUCCUAUUCUGGUGAAAAUAAAAGCUUUGAAUCAAGCAGAAUCCUUCAUAGAAGAGUAUCAACUAGACCAUCUGAAAUCAGUAAUUAAAGAAGUUUGAACAAACUAUAGGAAAGUACUAACAUGAGAUUUUAAUAUAGUGACACUUGCCUCCAUUGCUUGGGGGCCGGGUGGAGCAGGACUCCAUCCCUCCAUUCUCUUCUUACCUUCUGGUAUCAUGAAGGCUGCCCCCCCUGUGGUGGUUGCAGCAGUUAAGCACACGGGAGCACUAAGAGUUUAAUUUAUUCCCUUUGAUUCUUUUCACGUUUCCAGUUGAAGAGAGAAAUUGGAGAAAUCUUGCUGUUUGGGCUUUGGUAAAUCUUCUGAACUGCACCAUAAAAAUAUCUGUUCUUUUCAUUUUAACUAUCUGUUUACAAAUAAGUUAAAGUGGAAAUCUUAAUUGGAAUGAAUUAUUUGCUAAGUAUUAACUGAGUAAAAGCAUUUUAAGACUUUUGAUAACUACUGAUUGUCAAAUUGUCCUUCAGAAAUCUGUACCAGGGACACCUGGGUGGCUCAGUCAGUUAAGCAUCUUCCUUCGGCUCAGGUCAUGAUCCCAGGGUCCUGGGAU
This is a messenger RNA of Leptonychotes weddellii (Weddell seal), 3535 nucleotides long. The record is from RefSeq and is a predicted model, not a curated record. Lineage: Eukaryota; Metazoa; Chordata; Mammalia; Carnivora; Phocidae.